AUGGUGGGUAAAGGUGUGACCGUGGACACAGCGAUGGAGAAAGCCGGGGGUGACACGCCCGGGAGCCCUGAGCCGUCCUUCCUGGCGACUCUGGGUGACCCACAGGUGACCCUCGUGUCCGUCCACAAGCGGUGGUCCUUCAGGAGGAAUCCUGGGACCGGGGGCUCCACCAGGCCAGUGACUUCGGAGGAGGAAGGAGAGUUUUCACAGAAGGUUUUGAAUGGAACACGGGGAAUCCGUUCCAAUCAGAUCCUGUCUAAACAUUCUUUGCCCGCUCGUGUCUGGGAGCCAGCAAUGCAGCAGAAGCAGAGUUUCGCCUUUGACAAUGUUGGCUACGAAGGUGGUCUGGACAGCGUGUGCCCCUCUCAGACGACCACCGGCACCAUCAGCAUUUCGGGCAUGACUUGCCAGUCGUGUGUAAAGUCUAUCGAGGGCAGGAUUUCGAGUUUGAAAGGCAUCGUGAGCAUUAAGGUUUCCCUGGAACAAGGCAGCGCGACUGUGAUCUAUGUGCCGUCGGUCCUGAGCCUGCCGCAGGUUUGCCGUCACGUCGAGGACAUGGGCUUCGAGGCCAGCAUCACAGAAGGAAAGGCCGCCUCCUGGCCCUCGAGAUCCUCGUCUGCCCUGGAGGCCACGGUCAAGCUCCGGGUGGAGGGCAUGACCUGCCAGUCCUGUGUCAGCUCCAUCGAAGGCAGGCUGGGGAAGCUGCAAGGGGUAGUGAGGGCCCGAGUCUCCCUUGGCACCCAGGAGGCAGUCAUUACUUACCAGCCUUAUCUCAUUCAGCCCCAAGACCUCAGGGACCACGUAAACGACAUGGGAUUUGAAGCUGUCAUCAAGAACAGAGUGGCACCCGUAAGCCUGGGACCAAUUGAUAUUGGGCGGUUACAGAGGACCAACCCAAAGACCCCUUUGACGUCUGGUACCCAGAAUCUCAAUAACUCUGAGACCUUGGGGCACCAAGGGAGCCGUGUGGUCACCCUGCAACUGAGAGUAGAUGGAAUGCACUGUAAAUCUUGUGUCCUGAAUAUUGAAGAAAAUAUAGGCCAACUCCCAGGGGUUCAAAGUAUUCAAGUGUCCUUGGAGAACAGAAUUGCCCAAGUACAGUUUGACCCUUCUCUUGUCACCCCCGAGGCCCUGCAGAGGGCCAUUGAGGCUCUUCCUCCUGGGAACUUUCAAGUUUCUCUUCCUGAUGGAGCAGCGGGGAGUGGCACCGAUAACAGGCCUUCCACGCAUCUCGCCUCCGCCCCCGCCCCCGCCCCCGCCCCUGCCCAGGGAACCCGGAUGCAGGGCCUGUGCAGUACCGUGGUGCUUGCCAUUGGUGGCAUGACCUGUGCGUCCUGCGUCCAGUCCAUUGAAGGCCUGCUCUCCCGCAGGGAAGGGGUGCGGCGAGUAUCAGUCUCACUGACUGAAGGGACUGGAGUGGUGCUCUAUGAUCCCUCUGUAAUUAACCCGGAAGGACUCCGAGCUGCUGUUGAAGAAAUGGGAUUCAAGGCGUCAGUCGUUUCUGAAAACUGUUACAGCAACCAUGUUGGAAACUGCAGCGCAGGUAAUUCCACAGUGCACACCACAGCUGGCGGACCUGUGUCUGUGCAGGGAACGGCUCCCCACGCUGGGGGGCUCCCUGAGAACCACAACCCCGGCAGCUCGUCAAAGUCCCUGCAGGCCUCUACAGCAGUGGCACCACAGAAGUGCUUUUUACAGAUCACAGGCAUGACCUGUGCAUCCUGUGUGUCUAACAUAGAGAGAAACCUUCAGAAAGAGGCAGGUAUUCUCUCGGUGCUGGUCGCCUUGAUGGCUGGAAAGGCAGAGGUUAAGUACAAUCCGGAAGUCAUCCAGCCGCUGGAGAUAGCUCAGCUCAUCCAGGACUUGGGCUUUGAGGCUGCGGUAAUGGAAAACUACACAGGCUCAGAUGGUGACCUUGAGCUGAUCAUCACGGGCAUGACCUGUGCAUCCUGUGUUCACAACAUAGAGUCCAAACUCACCAGAACGAACGGCAUCACCUACGCCUCUGUGGCCCUUGCCACCAGCAAAGCCCACGUGAAGUUUGAUCCUGAAAUGAUUGGUCCGCGGGAUAUUGUCAAGAUUAUCGAGGAAAUCGGCUUUCAUGCUUCCCCGGCCCAGAGAAAUCCCAACGUGCAUCACUUGGACCACAAGGCGGAAAUAAAGCAGUGGAAGAAGUCUUUUCUGUGCAGCCUGAUGUUUGGCAUCCCUGUUAUGGGUUUAAUGAUCUAUAUGUUGGUGCCCAGCAACGAGCCCCACGAGACAAUGGUCCUGGACCACAAUAUCGUUCCAGGACUGUCCAUUCUAAAUCUCAUCUUCUUUAUCCUGUGCACCUUCGUCCAGCUCCUUGGCGGGUGGUACUUCUACAUCCAGGCCUACAGAUCUCUGCGGCACGGGGCGGCCAACAUGGACGUGCUCAUCGUGCUGGCCACGAGCAUCGCCUAUACCUACUCAGUCAUCAUCCUGGUGGUGGCCGUGGCUGAGAAGGCGGAGAGAAGCCCCGUGACCUUCUUUGACACCCCCCCCAUGCUCUUUGUGUUCAUUGCCCUGGGCCGGUGGCUGGAACACGUGGCGAAGAGCAAAACCUCAGAAGCCCUUGCCAAACUCAUGUCUCUCCAAGCCACAGAAGCCACCGUUGUGACCCUUGGUGAGGACAACUUGAUCAUCAGAGAGGAGCAAGUACCCAUGGAGCUGGUGCAGCGGGGCGACGUCAUCAAGGUCGUCCCCGGCGGAAAGUUCCCGGUGGAUGGGAAAGUCCUGGAAGGCAGUACCAUGGCUGACGAGUCCCUCAUCACAGGAGAAGCCAUGCCUGUUACUAAGAAACCCGGAAGCACAGUGAUUGCUGGGUCUAUAAACGCACAUGGCUCUGUGCUCAUUAACGCCACCCACGUGGGCAAUGACACCACUUUGGCUCAGAUUGUGAAAUUAGUAGAAGAGGCUCAGAUGUCAAAGGCACCCAUUCAGCAACUGGCUGACCGGUUUAGUGGAUAUUUUGUCCCAUUUAUCAUCAUCAUUUCAACGUUGACGUUGGUGGUAUGGAUUAUAAUCGGUUUUAUCGAUUUUGGUGUUGUUCAGAAAUACUUUCCUACCCCCAACAAGCACAUCUCCCAGACAGAGGUGAUCAUCCGGUUUGCGUUCCAGACAUCCAUCACGGUGCUCUGCAUUGCGUGCCCCUGCUCGCUGGGCUUGGCCACACCCACGGCGGUCAUGGUGGGCACCGGGGUGGCCGCCCAGAAUGGCAUCCUCAUCAAGGGAGGCAAGCCUCUGGAAAUGGCCCACAAGAUAAAGACUGUGAUGUUUGACAAAACUGGCACCAUUACCCACGGGGUCCCCAAGGUCAUGAGGGUCCUCCUGCUCGUGGAUGUGGCCACGCUGCCCCUCAGGAAGGUUCUUGCUGUGGUGGGGACUGCGGAGGCCAGCAGCGAGCACCCCCUGGGUGUGGCAGUCACCAAGUACUGUAAAGAGGAGCUGGGAACAGAGACCUUGGGGUACUGCACAGACUUCCAGGCGGUGCCAGGCUGCGGAAUUGGCUGUAAAGUCAGCAACGUGGAGGGCAUCCUGGCCCACGGCAAGCGCCAGUGGAGCACACAGGCUGGGGUCUCGAACGGCGUUGGCGGUGUCCCUGAGGAGACAGAUGCAACCCCCCAGACCUUCUCUGUGCUGAUUGGGAACCGCGAAUGGAUGAGGCGCAACGGCUUAACCAUUUCCAGCGACAUCAGUGACACUAUGACAGAUCACGAGAUGAAAGGCCAGACAGCCAUCCUGGUGGCCAUUGAUGGCGUGCUCUGCGGGAUGAUUGCCAUCGCGGAUGCUGUCAAGCAGGAGGCAGCCCUGGCCGUGCACACGCUGAAGAGCAUGGGCGUGGACGUGGUUCUGAUCACUGGGGACAACCGGAAGACGGCCAGAGCCAUUGCCACCCAGGUUGGCAUCAACAAAGUCUUUGCAGAGGUGCUGCCUUCUCACAAGGUGGCCAAGGUCCAGGAGCUCCAGAAUGAAGGGAAGAGAGUCGCCAUGGUGGGAGAUGGGGUCAACGACUCGCCGGCCUUGGCCCGGGCCGACGUGGGCAUUGCCAUCGGGACAGGCACAGAUGUCGCCAUUGAGGCUGCUGACGUUGUCCUCAUCAGAAACGACUUGCUCGAUGUGGUGGCGAGCAUUCACCUCUCCAAGAGGACCGUCUGGAGAGUACGACUCAAUCUGGUGCUGGCAUUGAUUUAUAAUCUGAUCGGGAUACCCAUCGCGGCAGGGGUCUUCAUGCCCAUCGGCAUCGUGCUACAGCCGUGGAUGGGCUCAGCAGCCAUGGCAGCCUCCUCCGUGUCUGUGGUUCUCUCGUCGCUGCAACUCAAGUGCUAUAAGAAGCCCGACCUGGAGAGGUAUGAGGCCCAGGCCCAGGGCCGCAUGAAGCCCCUGACUGCGUCCCAGGUCAGCGUGCACGUUGGCAUGGAUGACCGGCGACGGGACUCACCGAGGGCCACGCCCUGGGACCAGGUCAGCUACAUCAGCCAGGUGUCUCUGUCCUCACUGAAGUCGGACAGGCUGUCUCGGCACAGUGCUGGGGCUGACGACAGUGGGGACAAAUGGUCUCUGCUCCUGAAUGACAGAGAUGAGGAGCAGUGCAUCUGA
This is a messenger RNA of Puma concolor (puma), 4617 nucleotides long. RefSeq names its product ATPase copper transporting beta (gene ATP7B). Gene Ontology annotation, cellular component: membrane. Gene Ontology annotation, molecular function: ATP hydrolysis activity; P-type divalent copper transporter activity; copper ion binding. Gene Ontology annotation, biological process: copper ion homeostasis; monoatomic cation transport. The record is from RefSeq and is a predicted model, not a curated record. Lineage: Eukaryota; Metazoa; Chordata; Mammalia; Carnivora; Felidae.